AAGUAGCAUUAGCCAAGGCUGCUAACGUUAGCAAGCAGGCUAACUAACUGUUGGUCUAGCUAACGUUACCCUGCUAUGCAAUGAGCAUCAGCCCACAGACACUGUCAGUACCAAUGGAUUAAUAACGUAAUCGACCAGUCAAUACAGUGCGUUUCAACAUUUUGUUCGUAAUCACAACGUGUAAAAUUCAGUUUCGUAAACAUCUUGAUCUUUGACAGACACAACUUGCCGUCGUUGUCAUGGAGGAGACGAACAGGGAGGCGGUUGCUACGGCCGUGCAGAGAGUGGCAGGGAUGCUGCAGCGCUCGGACCAGUUGGACAAAGUGGAGCAGUACCGCCGGCGAGAGGCCCGCAAGAAAGCUUCAGUAGAAGCCCGACUGAAGGUAGAAAAUGAUGACUCUAAGAAGACAUGAGAUACAUUCCUGUACUACCCUAUUAUUCAUAAAGCCCUAACUAUUGUCUGAAUGAAAGGUGUAUAUUUAUUGUAAAUACAUGGCUCUGGCCUGAAGCACCUUACAUGGUCUCUGUCACUCUCCCCAGGCUGCCAUCCAGUCCCAGUUGGACGGGGUCCGCACAGGGCUCAGUCAGCUCCACAAUGCCCUUGGGGAUGUAAAGGACAUCCAGAACUCCCUAGCAGACGUUAGUAAGGACUGGAGGCAGAGUAUCAACACUAUUGAGAACCUGAAAGAUGUAAAAGACGCCGUGGUCCAACACAGUCAGCUUGCCUCAGCCGUGGAGAAUUUAAAGAAUAUCUUCUCAGGUACGCUACAGAACUACAUACCUCAGAGAUACCACUUAAUUGGAAACUGUUAUUGUUGUCUCGCUGUGCAUUUGUGUAAUUACUGUCUGUAUUGUUACAAUAUAUCAUUAAUGUAUAUCAUCCCCUUCCUGUGCAGUGCCUGAGAUAGUGUCAGACACCCAGGUGCUGAUUGAGCAGGCCGAGCUGCUAGAGGCCCACCGUAAACUCAUGGAUCUGGAGUGUUCGCGGGACGACCUCAUGUACGAGCAGUACCGAAUGGACAGCAAAAACACUCACGACAUGAACCUGAUCCGCAACUACUUUGGCGAGGUGCAGGGCCUGUCUGACGAUCUGGCCAAGCAGCUGUGGAUGGUGCUACAGCGUGCCAUGGGCACGGUGCGCCGUGACCCCACCAUGCUGGUCUCAGUGGUGCGCAUCAUUGAGCGUGAGGAGAAGAUCGACCGGCGCAUGCUGGACCGCAAGAAGCAGACAGGCUUUAUCCCCCCUGGUCGGCCCAAGAGCUGGAAAGAGAAGAUGUUUGAGGUGCUGGAAGGCACAGUCACAACGCGUAUCGAGGGCAGCCAGUCGGUGACUCGCGAGGCAGACAAGAUGUGGAUGGUGAGGCUGCUGGAGAUCACUAGGAGGUACGUGCUGGAUGACCUGAUUGUGGUGAAGAACCUGAUGGUGCAGUGCUUCCCGCCACACUACAACACCUUCGACAGGUUCUUUAAGCGCUAUCACAACGCCGUGUCCAUGCGGGUGCAGGAGCUGGCUGCAGAAGACCUAGAGGCCAACGAGAUUGUGUCCCUCCUCACCUGGGUCCUCAACACAUACAAAAGGUAUCCUGUCUUGGCCCGUGUUCACUGAGUUUCAAAGUAGGAGUGCUGAUACAUGAUCAGUUUAGCCUUUUAGAUAAUGGUGAAUAAGAUUAUAUGGAUAGGGGGAGCCUGAUCCUAGAUCAGCACGCAUUUUGAAUACAGGUGAGGCUCUGAUCUUCCCUCUCUGUGACUGCUGUCACAUCAGUGAUAACUGGGCACCAGUCCAGUCAUAGCUCAGUGGAAUAUGCAGGAGUUGUAGUACAUUAGCUCUGCGCUGCUGCUACCCGUUUAGGCGGCUGAAUAUCUUUAUGGACAUUGUUGUCAUAGUUAUACCAUUCAUUCCAUUUUAGGAAUAUCUUGUUUGAAUUUACAAUGUGAAGAGUUGAACGCUAAGGAGAGGGAGAGGAGGUAUUCCCAUUGUAAAAAUGUUGGCCUGCACCAUUUUAACCUCUCGUGUGUGUGUGGAGUGUUAACUUGUCUCGUGUGUGUGGAGUGUUAACUUAUUGCGUGUGUGUGUGGAGAGGUAACUUAUCUUGUGUGUGGAGAGGUAACUUAUCUUGUGUGUGUGUGGGGAGAGGUAACUUAUCUUGUGUGUGCGUGGAGAGGUAACUUAUCUUGUGUGUGCGUGGAGAGGUAACUUAUCUUGUGUGUGCGUGGAGAGGUAACUUAUCUCGUGUGGGUGUGUGUGGAGAGGUAACUUAUCUUGUGUGUGUGGCACGAGAGAGAGGGCAUGGCAUGCGAAACUGGUGUGGAUAAUCCAAUGAAUACACAUACUACUGCACAUCGCGUGCAACAACAGGUUUGAACAGAGAAAGAUUAAUGAACAGCUAGCUCCCUUAUGCACAUUGAAAACACAAAGAACUAGCCUUAUAUCCAAUUCUGACACGAGCAUCAGCCUGUUGUGCAUUAGGCUACCAUGGAAACCACAACCACCGAUUGGCUGGGGCUGUUUAAUUAUAGAUAUUCACUCAGCUUUUCUGUGAGUGUGUGUGUGUUUCUGAGUACGUGUGUUUACGUGUGACUGCUUGUGAGUAGCCUAUGUUUAUGGGUAUCUGUGUGUAUCAUUUAUAUUCAGGCAUUGCUGUAGUUCAGGGAUUGUCAACUAGAUUCAGCCGCGGGCCGAUUUCUUUUUUUCUGGAGGGGAUGGUGGGGGGGUACAUAAUUGCAAUUUGACCGCAAGAAGCCCAAACAGAUAUAAUGUUUGAUUAAAACAUAGUCAUCUAUUAUGCGUGUGAAUACUUGGGAACAGAUGUUUUAAAUUAAAAUCUAUUGGAGCUGAUUUCCUGGUGUUUUUACAGUAUUUUAUGUCCAACAAUGAAAUUCCACACUCAGAAAACUUGGGGUGACAAAUAAAACCACCCCCGCGGGCCGCCAGUUGGGGAACCCUGCUGUAUGUGCACGAGCAUGCCAUGGUGUGUAGGUCUGUCUGUAGCUGUCUGUCGGUCUGUUACGUUAAAAGACAUGCAAUAUUAAUGUCCACGAACAGUAUAGUACAGUCAGGGUUCUCUUGCCAUAUUCCCACACACCACUGUGUUCCAGUGAGGAGAUGAUGGGUCACCCAGAGCUGCUGACAGAGUAUGACAUCAACCUGAUGGAUCCUCUGCUGCCGCAGGAGGUGGUGGAUGAGCUGCUCAGCAAAUACCUCCAGACCUUCACUGUGAGUCCAGACAACACACACACUAAGAUAGCAGCGACAUACUCUACGACAGCUCCUGUCAGAUAUACAACCCACUGUCUGCGUCUGUAAAUCUGGAUUUGCAAUUCGAAAGUCUUUACAAGGGAAUCCGCCUUUUAAUGAAAUGUUUCAUGAAUUGUUAAAGACAAAGGUAACAGGGCUCUGGCUGACCCUCUCUAACCCUUCAACAGUCCAACAUCACUGGCUGGCUGCGCAAGGCUCUGGAGACAGACAAGAAGGACUGGUUUAAAGAGACAGAACCAGAGGCGGAUCAAGACGGGUACUACCAGACCACCCUCCCCGCCAUCGUCUUCCAGGUAUAACCAGUAUCCACCUCUCUUUAUCCACCUCUCUUUAUCCACCUCUCUUUAACCCACAACUUUACAAAGUGGACUAGUUGCUACCACAGUAAGGUUACUAUACUAGACAAUGUUAUAGCCUUAUUCUAAAAUUGAUUAAAUAAAAACAAUAUCUCAGCAAUCUACACACAAUACCCCAUAAUGACAAAUAUUUUUGCAAAUGUAUUAAAAAUAAAAAGCAUAAAUAACUUAUUUACAUAAGUAUUCAGACCCUUUACUAUGAGAUUCGAAAUUGAGAAGGGCCUUUGGUCAGGGAGGUGACCAAGAACCCGAUGGUCACUGACAGAGCUCCAGAGUUCAUCUGUGGAGAUGGGAGAACCUUCCAGAAGGACAACCAUCUCUGCAGCACUCCACCAAUCAGGCCUUUAUGGUAGAGUGGCCAGACAGAAGCCACUCCUCAGUAAAAGGCACAUGACAGCCCGCUUGGAGUUUGCCAAAAGGCAACUAAAGACUCUCAGACCAUGAGAAACAAGAUUAUCUGGUCUGAUGAAACCAAGAUUGAACUCUUUGGCCUGAAUGCCAAGCUUCACGUCUGGAGGAAACCUGGCACCAUCCCUACUGUGAAGCAUGGUGGUGGCAGCAUCAUGCUGUGGGGAUGUUUUUCAGUGGCAGGGACUGGGAGACUAGUCAGGAUUGAGGCAAAGAUAAACUGAGCAAAGUACAGAGAGAUCCUUGAUGAAAACCUGCUCCAGAGUGCUCAGGUCCUCAGACUGGGGGCGAAGGUUCACCUUCCAACAGGACAACGACCCUAAGCACACAGCCAAGACAAUGCAGGAGUGGCUUCGGAACAAGUCUCUGAAUGUCCUUGGGUAGCCCAGCCAGAGUCCGGAUUUGAACCCGAUCGAACAUCUCUGUAGAGACCUGAAAAUAGCUGUGCAGCAAUUCUCCACAUCCAACCUGACAGAGCUUGAGAGGAUCUGCAGAGAAGAAUGGGAGAAACUCCCCAAAUACAGGUGUGCCAAGCUUAUAGUGUAAUACCCAAGAAGAAUCAAUGCUGUAAUCACUGCCAAAGGUGCUUCAACCAAGUACUGAGUAAAGGGUCUGAAUACUUUUAUAUAAAUGUAAUAUUUCAGGGUUUAAAAAAAUAUAAAUUAGCCAACAUGUCUAAAAACCUGUUUUUGCUUUGUCAUCAUGGGGUAUUGUGUGUAGAUUGAGGGGGAAAAAACGAUAUAAUCAAUUUUAGAAUAAGGUUGUAACGUAACAAUGUGGAAAAAAGUCAAGGGAUCUGAAUACUUUCCGAAGGCACUGUAUAUGACAAUUGGGAUCUUAGAAUUGCCUGAAUAAAUACUACAGCGAGUCACUAGUGUGUACUUUAAAGGGGUCAUCAUCUGACAUAUGUUUGUUCUUCUCUCCUCAUCAGAUGUUUGAGCAGAAUCUCCAAGUGGCAGCCCAGAUCAAUGAGACAUUCAAAGAGCAGGUCCUGAAGCUCUGUUUAAAACAGAUGAAUUCGUUUCUCGUCAGGUAACAUGGGUUUCAUAAUGUUGUGUUAGUAAUUGUGUAGUGUUUAGUUGUUUACAUUGAUGGCAGUAAAGGUGUGUUACACUAUACCAGGGAUGGAAUGCUUUGUAUUUGACAUCUACAAUUGUCUUGCAUUUCUGUUCAGGUACAGGGAAGAGGCAAUUGCCUACAAGGAGGACCACUUGAGAGACCGGCAGCUCCCUCAGUGCUACGUCCAAUACAUGAUCGCCAUUAUAAACAACUGUCAUACAUUCAAGUGAGUCCCAUUGACAUCUCCCUGUAAGUAUGUCAUUCUCUAACCUAAUGUGUACCUAAUCAUACCUCUGCCCCUAGGGAGUCUAUUAACAGUCUAAAGAAGAAAUACUUUAAAUCUACGGAGCCCACCCAGAAUGACGCUGCCAUAGAGAAGACCCUGAACGACGUGGCCAAAGAUGGCUGCCAGUUUCUAUUGGAUGAAGUCUUUCUAGAUUUGGAGGUUAGAACAGUGUUUGUGGACACAUUUUUACCUCCUUAGUUAAUCUGUCUAAUAUUUAUAGACUUUCAGAAUGUUUGCCAUGAACCCGGUUAUGUUGUAUCUGGGUGAUGAUUUUGUGAUAACAUUUCAUGGUUUUGAUUUCUACAGCAUCAUCUCAAUGAGUUGCUGACCAGGAAGUGGUUGACUGGGACCCAUGCAGUGGACACUAUCUGUGUGACAGUCGAGGAUUACUUCAACGAUUUCGCAAAGAUCAAGAAGCCUUUCAAUACGGUACAUGGCAAAAUCAAUCAAUUGAUAUCAUAUGAAAUUAAAGGCUUGGCCAAUUGAUUGAUAUGGAGAAAUCCACACAGAGAGCAGUUUUGCAUGAACAUCCUGUGUAUGUGACUGAGUAUGUUGUGUGAUCUGUUUAGGAGAUGACCAGCGAGGCCCAUCGCAGGGUGGUGGUGGAGUAUAUCAAGGCUGUGAUGCAGAAACGGAUCACCUUCAAGAACGCAGAUGAGAGGAGGGAGGGAGCAGACCGGAUGAUUAAGGAGGCUGUGCAGUUCAAGUUCCUCUUCAGGAAACUCACUGCUGUGAGUGGUUUUACAUCUACCUGCUACCGGAAUACUUUUUCCCUAGAAAGAUCCGGAUUAGAAACCACUGGCAUCUUGAUAUCUUCUUAGUCAAUUAGAGCAGUGUUUCCCAACCCUGGUCCUCCAGUAUCCCCCAACAGUACACAUUUGUAUUCUAACCCUGGACAAGCACACCUGAUUCAACUUGUCAUCUAAUCAUCAAGCCCUCAAUAAGUUGAAUAAGGUGUGUUUGUCCAGGGCUACAACGAAACUGUGUACUGUUGGGGGUACUGGAGGACCAGGGUUGGGAAACACUGAAUUAGAGUCCUAACUUCCCUGACUCUUGAUGCUUACUCUACGUUUCAUUCGUUCAUUCAGUCAUUUGAUGUAAUGAAGACUACUUUUCUCUGAUAAUUUCAUCCAGUGUUAAAGUAAUUAGUGUAUAGUGUGUGUUUUGUACUGCUUGAAGUUAUUUCUCAUGUCCCCUUCCAGGGUGAGGAGACUGACCGGCUGUGUGAUGCCAUCGCUGCCAUAGCCGAGGUGUUCAAACUCACAGACCCCACCCUGCUCUACCUGGAGGUCUCCACGCUGGUGUCCAAAUACCCUGACAUCAGGUCAGAUCAUACCCCACUUAACACACAGGCUACACAGAGAAUGUUAGUGGGGUAUCAUGGUUUUCGAUAGAACAACUUUGGCUGUAGGAGAAGUUACUCCAGAUGUAUACAAUGUUUCGUUACUACUAUAGAUUUUCUGUGAUAGCCAUUGCUUUUGACACAGUGUCACAGUUAUCCAUGUAGGCCUACAUGAUUGUCCUGAAACUUCAGGGAAAAGGUGUCUGAUUGUGUCUGUCCUCUGUUGGCCCAUAGAGAGGAGCACAUCGUGGCCUUGCUGGCGAUGAGAGGGGAUGCCAGCCGAGACAUGAGGCAGAUGAUCAUUGAGACGCUGAACCAGAACAAGCCUUCCUACGCUGGGAUCACACAGCCCAUCUUCAAGGACAUUACCGUCCCCACGGUGACCAUGACCUCCAUGUCCUCAUCUAUGGCCGCCACUGCCAAUAAACUGCUGAAAUAACCAGUCUGGAGAAAGAUGGAGACACACACCUGGGUUGUAUUCAUUAAUGCACAACAGCAAAACGUUUUGCAACAGAAAAUGAAAAGCGUUCCUUGUUGGACAAGUUUGGAUAGUCCCUCCCUGUUUCAGUCGUUUUUUAUUGUUUGGUGCCUAGAGAAUACGACCUUGGCUCACAUGGGCACAAAAAAAACAGACUGCAGCAAAUCACUGAAUCAUGAUUUUUCACUUUUUGCACUUGUGAAUCCGAUUCCACUAACAUCCAAUGAAAGGCUUGGACUGUAGUCCUUGAGGAUCUGUAAGCCUUUGAUACUUGAUGAAAGAACCGUCGAACACUAACAAGCGGUUUUGUUACUGAAAUGGGAACUUACUCUCACCACCACCCACCCCUCCAUGUACAAGAACAGAAAUUGUUCCAGUAAGAAACGUUGUCAGUGUGUGAUGCCGAAUGUCUGUUAGAUGGAACAUCUAUUAAAGAAAUCCUUUCCCCUGUCA
This is a messenger RNA of Coregonus sp. 'balchen', 7638 nucleotides long. NCBI's taxonomy places the organism in Eukaryota, Metazoa, Chordata, Actinopteri, Salmoniformes, Salmonidae. The record is from the annotation of a GenBank genome assembly.